Poecilia reticulata (guppy) is the source of this 837-nucleotide messenger RNA. Lineage: Eukaryota; Metazoa; Chordata; Actinopteri; Cyprinodontiformes; Poeciliidae. The record is from RefSeq and is a predicted model, not a curated record.
AUGGACAACAAUUUGGAGGUUUUCAGAACUCCAUGGAGAGAAAUAUCCUGGGGAAACAAAGAGGAACGUCUGCUGUACGUGAAGAAUUUUCAACCUCAGAAUGAAAAUGUCAAAGCCAUCAGAGUUCUGCUGUACGGCCCAGUCGGUGCAGGAAAGUCCAGCUUCAUCAACUCCGUCAACAGCGUCCUGCAGGGCAGAAUGACCAAUAAAGCUCUGACCAGCAACACAACCUCUGAUCAAAGUUUCACCAAGAAGUAUCAAACCUAUGAAAUCAAGAAAGAAAGCAGGGGGAACUUUUAUCCCUUUGUGUUCAAUGACAUCAUGGGUCUGGAGGACGGAGAUGGAAGAGGAGUCAGAACAGACGACAUCAUACUGGCCUUGAAGGGUCAUGUGAAGGAUGGAUAUAAGUUCAAUCCUGCAUCUUCUCUUUCUGAUGAUGAUCUUGGCUACAUUUCUUCCCCGUCCAUCAGUGACAGAGUUCAUGUUCUGGUUUGUGUUUAUUCUGCUGACUCACCAAAAAUGAAGUCGUCUGUUUUACAGAAAAUGAGCAAAGUCAGAGAAGCAGCCAGUGAUCUGGAAAUCCCUCAGCUGGCGAUUCUCACCCACUUUGAUGGCUGUGGUGAAAAAGAAAGAGAUUUGAGAAACAUCUACAGGAGCAAACAUUUAGAGAGAAUGAUGACUGACUUCAGCUCCAGUCUGGGGAUCCCAAUGAACUGCAUCCUCCCAGUGAAGAACUACAGUGAUGAAACUGAGCUGAAUUCAGACGUCACCACUCUGAUCCUGAGUGCUCUGAGGCUGAUGAUUGACUUUGGAGACGACUACUCCGACACACUGUGA